Messenger RNA from Aspergillus eucalypticola CBS 122712, 307 nucleotides. RefSeq lists its product as uncharacterized. The coding region runs from base 7 to 186 and encodes 59 amino acids. The transcript has a single exon. The record is from RefSeq and is a predicted model, not a curated record. NCBI's taxonomy places the organism in Eukaryota, Fungi, Ascomycota, Eurotiomycetes, Eurotiales, Aspergillaceae.
UUUAGCAUGAAAAUGUUAGGAACUAUUUUUUCUUUGUUUUUUUUGCUUUUUCUUUUUAUGUUUUGUCUUUCGCUUCUCAAGACCCUAGGGGCAUCAGAAGAGGACAGGGGAGGGAGAACUCGGAAAAAAGAAAAUCGGGGUGCGGAAAAAAUCGAGGUAGCAAGAGAAGGAAGAAAUGGAAAAUAAACGGAGCUUUAACACGGGAAGAGGAAUAUAAGGGUAAUAAAGGAAAACGAGCUGCCACUACCUGGGAAGGAUAAGCAGUGCCCAAGGCUUUUUGACGGCCAAACAGAGAGAGAGAGAGAGA